AUUGUAUGUAAACAAACACGUUGCACCAAAUAAACAGGAUCAUGUUUUAGGACGCAGUGCGUGACGGUUAUAUUCUGGUGUGAUCCUGAUUUUGCAAAGACUUUUCCCAAAGACCGUUGUCCUCUGAGUUGAGGUUGACUAUUUUCUCUUCUUGACCCGUGAUAAAAAAAGGUAAUACAAACAGCUUCGAAAAUGACGUCAGAUGAUGAUGUAGUGACGCUUGAGGACAUUGAAAAGGCAAGAGAAGUAAUCAUGAAAUCACCGCUCAACGUUCGUAAAACGCCCCUCUUGAAAAAUAUGACGUCAUAUUUCCCAGAACUGGACCAAAGCAUAAAUCUUCACCUGAAGCUUGAAAGUCUACAAACCACAGGUUCUUUCAAAAUACGCGGAGUUGCAAACCAGAUGGCAAAUCUUCCCCAAGAGGUGAAAAGUGGCAAAAGGAAGCUGAUAACUAUGUCAGCAGGGAACUAUGGGAAGGCAUUUGCAUACACAUUGGACAAACUUAAUCUGUCUGGUCUUUGCUUGAUGCCCUUAACGGCGCCAUCAAGCAGGGUAGCCUUAAUAAAGAGCUAUGGUUGUGAGGUGGCCAUUUAUCCGAGCCAUGAAAUUCAGGCAGCCUUUUCUCAGUAUGCCGCUCAUAACUUCCCUGUCCUUGAUCCAAUUGACGACGCGUCGUACAUAACAGGCUGCGGCAGUGUUGCUAUGGAAAUUUUGGAAGAUGACGUCAGACCUGACGUUGUUGUCGUCUGCUGUGGCGGCGGGGGACUAGUUUCGGGAAUAGCGGCGGCCAUUAAAUUGUCUGGGUUGAGGGACUGUAGAAUUUAUGCAGUAGAACCUGAGGGAUCCCGGACAAUGUAUGAAAGUUUUCAGAAAGGGGAACCUGUUACAAUGGCCGUUAAUUCAGUAGCUACAGGGCUAUCACCUCCAUAUGCAGGAAAGUUAACUUAUCAGUGCUGUCGGAGGUAUGUAGAAGAUGUCAUCUUGGUGUCCGAUAACGAAAUCCUAAAGUGUAUGUCAAGACUCUUUGAUAUCGGGUUAGUGGCCGAACCCUCUGGCUGUGCUGCUUUGGCGGCCAUUUUAAAUAAUAAGAUCCCGGAUGUAGCGGGAAAGCGAGUUGUUGCUGUUGUCACCGGAAGAAUUGUUACUGAAUCUAUUUUGGGUCCAACUACAAAUGUGACCUCAACAUCUGGAUUUGCAGAUACUUUCAGUGUUCCAUUGUCAGAUAACUACAGUGAUCCGUUUGCAGCUCCAAACAAAGAUAAAACAACAACAUCGGUCAUUGAAUUCCCAGAGGCUUCAUGCCAUGAAUAUAUGUUUGAUUCUACAGCCAGAAGUUUUUAUAUGAACAAUACCUGUGUACGUGAAAAACCAAGUCCAUCCACCCCUUCUUUGGGAGUUAAUCAAGUGGCUAGUUUGCCAUUGCUCAUUUCGAGUGUUGUCGCUGCUUUGGUCAUGGUUGUUUUCAUCAUCCUGUUCUUUGCCAAAAAAUGUAAAAGACGAGAAUUCUGUAGGAGGAAGAACACAGCUAUGAAAAACUCUGCUGUAAACAGUGGGUUUGGGACUCAGGAAGGUUCUGAAAUUGGCCUUUUGCCUGUAAACGAUAUAUACAAUGAACUUCGGGAACACGAGAAACGGACAAAUGACGACGGGAAACAGGAAAACUAUCACCAUUUGGAUUUGACUUUUGUGAAAGAUGAGGUUGACCCUUCACAGUAUGAUCACGUGACCAAAACAAGUGGUCCUUACGAGUUUGUUAUAUCACAUGGCUGAGAGUUUAUUUAAUCAUUUUAUCAAUCACCAUUCCUUCAGAACGAAAACAAUAAAGACAUUUAUAUAUCUUAUUUCCACUGAGUGAUAAUGCCAGCAUGUCUUAAUAUAAAUUUUAUAUUUAAAUGAAUCGCUAAUUCAAAAAUCAGCCGCAUAUAGCAUUUUAUUCGACUUUAUAAAAUAAAUGCCUAGUUAGGCAUAAUGAAAAAAAUGGCUUAAACUGAAAUAUGGAAUCAGGAAUAUUCACACAUUUAAUUGUUCCUUGUUUAAGUUGCAGGAAUACAUUUAACAAAGAUAGAGUUUAAAAACAAACUGAGAGAAAACCCAUUGAUUGAUGAUAAAUAUUCAAUCCGCAAUGGUGUGUUAGAGAAAAUCAUAAGUGAAGAAUCUCAGUUAAAUAAUAUUUUCUAUAUUGAAAAAAAUCCAGAUAUAGAGAAUUUGAAGGACAUCGGCAAGACAUUGAUAACAAAUUACAUGUAUAAUGUUCCCCUGAUAGAAAUCCUAUUUAUUAGUUGAAUAUGAAAUGAUCCACCAAGCUUUUUUAUUCAAUUCAAUUUAACCCUUGGAAUUAUUUAAAACCUUUUAUCAAGCAUUUUACUUUACUUAGCUUUCAUAUUCAAUUUUCAACAGGCCAUGCAUAUCAAACUGCAUAUUCAAAGUCGAAAUACAGGUGAUGAUUGACACGUCCUAACAAAAAUACAAACUUCAAAAAGAAGAAGAGUAUUUUGUUUUUGUAUUGUGGUGUUUGCUUUUAUUAAAAAAAAACCCACUUAAUUUAUUGUUGCAUUUUAUUCAUGAACUGGUUCACACGGUGCGUCAAUACAGUAUAGGAUAGACUCUGUUAAAAACAAUUUCCUCCUUAACAUUCAGUUUACCACAGCCAACGAUCAAAAUAAUGAAUCAGCGUACUCACAACUGAUAAUUCUGUAGCUAAUUCGUAUCUCUCCAAAGGAACAGAGUUUUUAUCAACAGGCAUUUCAAAAAUU
Molecule: messenger RNA, 2753 nt
Organism: Magallana angulata
Lineage: Eukaryota; Metazoa; Mollusca; Bivalvia; Ostreida; Ostreidae
Product: phenylserine dehydratase-like
Exons: 13
Coding region: 193-1770 (525 amino acids)
Biological process (GO): L-serine catabolic process; L-threonine catabolic process
Molecular function (GO): pyridoxal phosphate binding; L-serine ammonia-lyase activity; threonine deaminase activity
Source: RefSeq, a predicted model, not a curated record